AUGGGGGUAGCGUACAGGAAUCUGCGGUGGCUCUAUCUCAGUGUCUUCGUGAUCAUGCCCCUGGACUUCAAUUCCAUGAACAUCAUGGAGGCCAUCAUUAGAAAUAGCCCAAAUAGAGACAUCAUCAAGGCAGGUCUGGGGAGUUUCCUGAACAAGAAGAUCCAUGACAGCGCCACCGUGGAUGAUAUCGUGAAGGAAUGUGGCAAGAGGAAUGGCGGUAGCGCACAGGAAUCUGCGCCAAAUAGAGACAUCAUCAAGGCAGGUCUGACGAGUUUCUUGAACAAGAAGAUCCAUGACAGCGCUACUGUGGAUAUCGUGAAGGAGUGUGGCCAAGAGGAAUGGGGCCAGAAUGGAGACAUCAUCGAGGAAGGUCUGAGGAGUUUCUUGAACAAGAAGAUCCAUAACAGCGCUACCGUGAAUGAUAUCGUAAAGAAGUGUGCCAUAGAAAUAACGGAGAAAUCUGCGCUGGCUCUUGGUGUCUUUGUAAUCAUGCCCCGUAGACAAGAAAUAUACGAAUUCUUUUUUAAUUUUCUUGAUAUAAUUUCAUAUCUCCCACUUUUUGAACCCAGAAUUCCCAGUACAUUGGCCAGAGUGGUCACAGCUGAUGAGGCCAGGCAUGAAAGAAUCGAGAAAAUCAAGAAAGCUCACGAUGAAUGCCAAGCUGACCCAGUCACCAAGGCAGAUGAAGAUGUAAUGUCAAAAUUCUUCAAAGACGAACCAAUCGAUGAAACCAAGUUUGCUAAGCACGCCCUGUGCAUGAACGUCAAAUCGGGAAUCCAGAAAGAAAAUGGCGAUAUCGACAAGGACGUUGUGAAGAUAUUAUUCAGCAACAACGAGAAGGUGGAUGAGAUUGUUGUAGAGUGUGGAGAGAAGAAAGGUAGCACCGUUGAAGAGGCUGCACUUGCCCUGUACAAAUGUUUCAGGAAAUAUGACUAUGGACAUGAACACCAUCAUCAUCAUUGAGUUGAUCCAGAUCGGAAAAUAUAAAUAUAUCUGAUAUACUAUUUUGCGUCGACUUUUAUUUUUGUUUCAAU
Messenger RNA from Phaedon cochleariae (mustard beetle), 1034 nucleotides. Lineage: Eukaryota; Metazoa; Arthropoda; Insecta; Coleoptera; Chrysomelidae. The record is from the annotation of a GenBank genome assembly.